UGUCCAAAGUUUAAACGUGUUAAGUUUACGUAUGUUCGAUUACAUAUUACAUAAAUUUAAUCGUCAUCGCAUUAAUAUCACACUUUAAAUUGCAAUUUUUGAAUUCCUAUAGUUUGUCAAUCAAAUAACGUUUAAACUAUUUCAAGAGGUUGAUCAACAUGGCUGCAAUUAAUUUUAAAACACUUAAUGACGACGAUGUCAAUGAAUUUUUCAAUUCUUUUGAUACUGUACUUACCGAUUGCGAUGGUGUACUUUGGAUAGAUAUGAGACCCAUGAAAAAUGCUACGCAAGUUAUAAGCACCUUUCUUGAGCUUGGUAAAAGAGUUUUUUACGUAACUAACAACAGUACAAAGUCUAGAGAAGAGUUUGUAGAAAAAUGUAAAACAUUAAAUUUCGAAGCUACUAAGGAUAAUAUUUUGUGUACUGCAAAUUUGUCUGCCUGUUAUUUACAAGAUUUGGGUUUUAAUAAGAAAGUUUAUAUUAUAGGAUCGAAAGCUAUUGCAAAAGAAUUGACAGAAGUUGGUAUUUCACAUACUGGUGUAGGACCAGAUUCUAUCAUCGAAAACGUUCCAUAUAGAGCUUUUAAAAAAGAUCCUGAAGUAGGUGCAGUUAUAGUCGGUUUUGACGAGCACUUUAAUUACCCCAAGAUGGUAAAGGCAGCCUCAUAUUUAAACGAUCCUAAUGUACAUUUUAUUGGCACAAAUACAGACGAAAGAUUCCCUGCUGCUAACAAUGUUAUUAUACCUGGUACUGGAAGUUUGGUGCGAUGCAUAGAAAGUUGUGCGGAAAGAAAAGCUGUUAUAAUGGGCAAACCAGAAUCUUAUAUAGCAGAUUUAUUGAAAAAAAAAUAUAAUGUAAAUCCUAAACGUACAUUAAUGAUCGGAGAUCGGCAUAAUACAGAUAUACUACUUGGAACUCGUUGUGGCUUUAAAACAUUAUUAGUCUUAACAGGUGUUAGUAAAUUACAUCAUAUCACUAAAUGGAAACGUUCAAAGUGUCCAGAGGAAAAAGAAUACAUUCCUGAUUAUUAUAUCAAUACAAUUGGAGAUCUAUUACCGUAUUUAGAAAAGUUCAAGUGCAAAACUAUAACACCUAGUACCUAAAAGUAACCUAAUUUCAUAGUAUGAUUAAAAUAAUAUUACUAGAAAUAGUUAUUGGAUUCCUUAUUAAAAAUAAUACGUAAUUUAUUAUACGGGUAUUAAUUACAUACUGUGAUCGCAUUUAUUUAUGUCGAAAAUACACGUGACAAAGUAUGAAAUAGUGUGUGUGUUAAUAUAUAUAUAUAAUACACCAGAAAUAUAUGUAUGUGUAAUUCUAGUUUGACGAACAGAUUGUUUUGUUUAACCUUCUUCCUCGUACAAAACUGUGUUUUUUUUGUUUCAUUCCAUCAAAUGUUAUAUGUAUGUAUCAUUUUAUUGCUUCCCCUUAGGGUUACAAGGACUCCUUAUCUUACACUCUUCUCUACAAACCUUCCUUAAUCUAACUUAUCCUACUCUUGCA
Molecule: messenger RNA, 1500 nt
Organism: Colletes gigas
Lineage: Eukaryota; Metazoa; Arthropoda; Insecta; Hymenoptera; Colletidae
Product: glycerol-3-phosphate phosphatase
Exons: 5
Coding region: 159-1103 (314 amino acids)
Cellular component (GO): cytoplasm
Molecular function (GO): phosphatase activity
Source: RefSeq, a predicted model, not a curated record